GAUACAAAUUUCGGCGUAUGUAGACGCUCCCAACGGCAUUUCAAACGCAACGCAAGCAAAUAUACAAUUUUUCGUGUGAUUUAAACUUUUGCGGAUGUUCUUAAGGAACAGUCAUCUCGUGCUACUCAAACCACAAACUAGCUAGCGAAAAGUACUGAAAUACUGAAAAAUUUCAAAUAUAAAUUGAAUAUUUUAAGACUGCGUAGAAGAUAGAGAAUAUUGAAUUUAAUAAGCAAGUGAACUUUUUUGACUUCCAAAAAUACAUUUUUCUCAAAAUAUACUCAAAGAAAAAGCAGGAGAAACGUAAGGCGAUUUUGCACUUGUUAGUGAAACGAAUUACGUCAAGAAAAGUGUGAAACGAGCCAAAGUGUAUGCGAAAUUUUCAUUUUCAUUUUACGGAAAAGUUCAUAUUAUAUAUCUAUAGUAUAUAUCGACAACAAUAAUAACAAUAAAUACACAAAACCUACUUUAUACAAAGUUGUUUAUUUGCCAAACGGAUGUGAUUUGCUGUGCUGCCUUUUUUUCGAAAAAAAUCUUAGCAUUGAUUUUUCACACGUACCAAACCUACACACAGGCUCACGUGCAUAUGUGCAUAUAAAUAAGUAUUUAAGUAGUUUUCGGCGGAAAAUUUUGAGGCAAACAUCAAUGCGGCAGGCAUUAUUGAAUAUUUAAUUCGAUUUGUAAUCUACUCACUACCGAAUUGAAAGCGAUUUGUGCGCGCAUCUUUUGAAUCGAGUCAAAACAAAAACAAAUUUACUCGCCCACAGACAAGCGUCAAUCAAUAGCAAAACAAUCAAUAAAACAACAACAAACAUAUGUACGUGCAUUAAAUUAUAACUAAGGAAAACGCAAAAAAGAACCUAGUUCAACGCGAGCAAAAAAUCAGCGCUUCUCGAAGGAACAGUAGAAGAAAAAAUAACGAUAACAACCACAAAAGCGCAUAAAAGGCACGAAAACCUAAUAUAAAGAAAGCAAGGAAUACGUACAUACGUAGCACAGCAUUACGCCAAAGUGAAAAAAGUAUAAAGAAAACAUAAAAUUAAAACACGCCACUGACGACGACAGAGAAUCACAAAUCGCAUAGACGACGCCAAUACGACGCCGUACAUAAAUCAAUAAUAAAAAAGAGGCAAGGAAUUUUUUUUUUUUGUAUAGCAAAUCGGCGCCUGACGCACUCCUACUUGCCUGCUUCCAACCCACCGCCGCGGCGCUAGCGUACUGUGCGUUUCAUUGUUUCAUUGAGAACGCAUAGAAGGACAUCAAAAAAAUAAGGUUAGCAAUAACAACAACCACAACAACAACAAAUAUGGCUAUGAUUGAGGGCAUGACAAGCAUAGAUUUGGGCACAAGUCCCAUGCAAGAGACAACAGCCGACAUUGCUGAGGCAAUGCCGGAUGAGCCGAUCGAAACGCCAGAGGAAAGAUAUGAACGCCUUUUGCAUCGCGCUCAAAUCGAAGAUCUUACAGAAGUGUCCGGCAUUGGUUGCCUAUAUCAGAGCGGUGUCGAUCGCUUGGGACGACCAGUCGUCGUAUUUUGCGGCAAAUGGUUCCCAGCUCACAACAUCGAUUUGGAGAAGGCACUCUUAUAUUUGAUUAAACUUUUGGAUCCCAUCGUUAAAGGCGAUUAUGUAAUUGCGUACUUCCAUACUUUGACUUCAACAAACAAUUAUCCAUCGCUUCACUGGUUGCGUGAAGUCUACAGUAUAUUACCAUACAAGUACAAGAAAAAUCUGAAGGCCUUCUAUAUUGUACACCCAACAUUCUGGACCAAGAUGAUGACCUGGUGGUUCACGACAUUCAUGGCGCCCGCCAUCAAAGCCAAGGUACACUCACUUCCUGGUGUCGAGCAUUUAUACUCGGCCAUUUCCAAGGAUCAAUUAGAGAUACCCGCAUACAUCACCGAAUACGAUAUGACGAUCAAUGGCCUGCAUUACUUUACGCCAAUGCCCACACCGUCAUAGAUGACAAUGAUCGCCAUUUAGUCGAUUCAUGUUCCAGGCUAAAAAGCAUAGCAAUGGCAACAAGUACAACAACAAUAAAAGCAUAGUGUCGUAAAUAGUUGAAUACAUACGAAAUUAUUAAAAAUGUAAAUUAAGGAACUCCGUGACUAACAAUCUGAUAAUAUACGCUGAAUGUUGUACCUACUGACAAAAAAAAAAUCGCUAUAUAAAUACUUAACAUACAAGCAUACUAAACAUUUAAACAUACAUACAAACAUACAAACAUACAUACGUUUUGUCAAUGAAAUUAUAUGAAAUGCAUAGAUACAUAUUCUACAUACAAAUAUACAAAAAAGAAAUAGGUUAACUAAUGCAUUUUAUAUGCGCUAUAUACAUGCAUGAAUGUAUCACACACACACACACACACACACACACAUAUAGCAAGAAAAUUUAUAAUAAAAUCAGUAAACUUGUAAAAUUAUUGUAAUGAUGUAACGAGAUAGUAUUUGUUAUAAAAACUGUUAAUUUUUGCGAAAAAAAAAUAAAUUAAAUACUAAUUAGCAGACUAGAUUUUCAAUAACAAAAAAUUUCAAUUAGUAACUGAAACGUACAGUAGUUAUGUAGCGCAGAAAUAAUUAUAAAUAAUGAGCUGAUAUUGUAAAUGCUGAAAAAAAUAUAUUUAGCUAUGAAUAAAAAAAGAAAACAACAAAGAAAACAAAAACUAACAGAAAAUGUUCUUAUGAUGAGAAUAGUUAAUUAGAACAAUUCGGUCGAUUAGGAACGAUUUAAAAAUUGAUCUAGCAAUAACUGCACUUAUUUACAACUAAAAACAAAAAAAAAAAAACAAAAAAGGAUUACACGCGCAUGUACAUACAAGCACACACACACACACACUUACAUGUGUAAAUGCAUAGAUGUGCCCGUAUUAAAUAGCUAUUUGACUUACAAACAUAAAUACAUAAAUUAUUACAUCCAUACAUUAUAUUGUAUUGUAUAUUCGCAGUAUGUAAUUGUUAUUGUUAAUGCAAUUAUUUUUAUAAUUAUAAAAUAUGUAAUAUGUAUGUAUAUUUGUUAUUUGAAACAUAUACCGAAUUUUGUAUUAGAGAAAGUAAAAUUAACAAAAAAAAAAAUCAACAGCAUGUCAACAGCGACUUUAAAGAAAUCAAUUAUACUUUUGCAUAAAUCAGUAAACAACUAUGAGCGCAUACAUACAAACAUAUAUACCAUCUUAAACUAUACAUAUACAAAACUAGUCUUUUGCUAUAAAGUUAGUUCGAACAAACUAUUAAGCCUAGAAAAAAUCAUUUGACCGUACGUUAUCUGCAGUCACUGUGCUGAACCAAAAAAAAA
Rhagoletis pomonella (apple maggot) is the source of this 3289-nucleotide messenger RNA. RefSeq names its product protein GDAP2 homolog (gene Gdap2). NCBI's taxonomy places the organism in Eukaryota, Metazoa, Arthropoda, Insecta, Diptera, Tephritidae. The record is from RefSeq and is a predicted model, not a curated record. The transcript has 6 exons. Bases 1307 to 1960 code for a protein of 217 amino acids.